Messenger RNA from Cylicocyclus nassatus, 2350 nucleotides. The record is from the annotation of a GenBank genome assembly. NCBI's taxonomy places the organism in Eukaryota, Metazoa, Nematoda, Chromadorea, Rhabditida, Strongylidae.
AUGUUACAAUUGCAUGGUUUCUAUCCGUCUUUGGCUGUAAACAUCUAUGCCUUCCUUAUCCUGAUUAUUCACACAAUUUCUGUAAAUGGACAGUUUGUUGUCGAAGUGUUGGAACCAGCUCGUAUGGGUAUGCGACGUUCCGUUCAACGUUGUGAAGCUACGGGAGCAAAUUUCGGUGCUGAUAUAGUAACGUUCUCAUUUGGUCAUGAAGCUAUCGGAUGUGCUGCACAUGCUGUUCCCAUUGAUGCAUGUGUGGAUGUAACGUAUCCGUCCAAUAUCACCCUUUGUGAAUCAAAUUUCGCUCUAGUACCGAGAGGUAAUUGCAGUUUCUCGGAAAAGGCCUACCAUGUCCAGCGCGCGGAGCCUGAAGGUUUCAAGGCACUGAUUGUCUAUAACUCUGAGGGUAAAGCUCCUAUCGACAUGGCGGGGAGCAAAUAUGCCGAUUUGGUCCGCAUUCCCGUGCUGAUGAUCUCAUACCAAUGUAUGUUAGCCAUUAACAACACAUAUCCAGCUAGUCAAGGGUAUACCGUGCAGGUGAAAGUCUCGCCAGGUUAUUACGACUUGUUCCGUUAUCUAAUUCCAUUCGUUGUCGUCGUAGGAUUCUGUUUCAUCGUGUUGCUCAUCAGCUUGGUACGUAAGGCGAUUCGCUUAUGCCGCGAACGUCGGCGUGUGGCGCGUAAGCGUCUCUCUAAACGAAAUCUUCGUAAGAUUCCAACCAAGAAGUUUCGAAAGGGUGACGAACCGGAAACUUGUGCAAUUUGCCUCGAUGAUUUCAUCGAGGGUGAGAAGCUGCGCGUUCUACCCUGUCGGCACACUUAUCACUGUAAGUGUAUUGAUCCAUGGCUAACGCAAAAUCGUAAGGUUUGCCCAAUGUGCAAAAGACGAGUUGGUGCGAAGAAUUCUGACUCGGAGUCCAGCGACGAAGAAAGGCGCCCAGAGCAGCCAUCUUCUUCUCGAAGCACUUCUGUUACUCAUACUUACAUCGAAGACGAAGAGCGUACGGAAACUCCCAUACUCUCUGCAUCAACUAGCCAAGUACUCGCAGAUGUUCAUCAUAGCGAUAUCGGCGGAUCCCGUGAGCAGUUGGUGGAGACAGACGAUGCAGCUCUGACUUCGGAACGAGAAGGUUCAGACGAUGAAAUGGAGACAAACACCCUGUCUCAAUCUCUGAAGAACAAAUUGAAAGGAUUCUUCACUAAGGCAUCAUCUCGUCAGCCAACUGAUGGUUCUGGAGAAGUAAACGGGGCAUAUGAGGGUGGCACUACUCCUCCCGCUGAUACUGUCUCGGUACAAACUGCAAUUUUUGAAGAUGUCUCCCUUGAGGAUGGUUCCAGCCGUGCCGAAGAUGACGAAAGACGCCGUCAUCCUGCUGGAUCCCAUGCCACGGUCACUGACAAUGUUCUGCGUGAUGAGUCGCUGAGCGAUGAGGAGACUGAUGUCGGUGAUGGUCGCAAGAAACGUCUUCGUACAAGACGUGAACGCGAUGGUGACAGAUCGCGUUCUCGUGAUCCGCCAUCUGGAGGCGACGGAGGCUUUCCUACUUCAUUCGGAAAUCUCCCUGUUUAGUUCGUAGCACACGGGCGCGCUAAGCACUUUCUUGAAUACGGUGUAUCGACGCAUAGGAACCAAUAAUACGUUGGUAUUAUUAUCUUCGUUUUCUAUCUACAAUUCGUUGGGUAUAUUAUUGCAUGUGCUUCAUUCAAAUGUGUGCUUCAUUCUGCCGCCUCAACCUCCAUUCACUUCCCUAUUUUCCCCUCACGGUGGCUUUCGUCUACCUCGAUAUCUCUUCAUCGCUCUUGCCUUCCUUGCUCUGCGUUAGUAGCUGCAAUGCAUGUUCCCCAUAGGAUAUGCCAUAGUGUUUCGUUUUUGUUUCAUCUUUUCUCAUGUACAGUCUGCGCCUCGCUUUGGGGCUACAGCGGACUGGUUGUCGUUUUGACGGUUAUCCGUUUGAUAACCAGAGAUUGAUGGCGUAUACCCAGUGAAUUGGAGGAUUCGUGUCAUUUUUCUUUUUGUGAGCUAGUCGCACAAAUAUCUUCCAAAGCACAUUUAUUUGUUUGUUCGUUCAAAAUGUCUUCCUUAUUUUGUGUGCGUGUACGGCAUAACUAAUUAGAAAUUUUGGUCUCAAAGACAGCCCUCGUGUAUGCCUUAGAAGCGCCUUUGAUGUACUUUUUUGGCAUCUUAUGAGGUGAUGAGGUAGUUGACCGACGCCCGUGAGGUCUUUCCGGCUUUAGUCGUGUACUAUAUUGUCCUUUCUCUGGGUACGUUCCUCCUUUGUUUCCAUCAUGUCGUCGUUUUUUUAUUUCAAAGAUUGUGUUCCCUAUUUUGAUCGAGUGUCAUGCAUAAAAUGUUU